Pogonomyrmex barbatus (red harvester ant) is the source of this 945-nucleotide messenger RNA. RefSeq lists its product as uncharacterized. Lineage: Eukaryota; Metazoa; Arthropoda; Insecta; Hymenoptera; Formicidae. The record is from RefSeq and is a predicted model, not a curated record.
UCGCGGACGACUACUAUCAAUGACCGUGAAGAACAGUGAAGAACGCGGCCCAACGCGGAAAGCCUCGCCGACGCCGACGGGCGAUUCCGGGUUGGCCCCGUGGCGCCACGUCUCUGCGUCUCUGCCUGCCCGUGCGCGAUCAGCCGGAAUGAGAAUUGCCGGAAUCAGGAGGGACAUGCCGCGACAUCUCGCCAACUCGAUACGAAAUAAUUUUAUCGGAGCCAAUUAUUAUCGACGUUGUACAUACGUACGAUCGAAACAGGAAUAUCAAGGAACAGGAGCAGAGUCUGUACAUGUAAAAUGUAUAGUAAAAUGUAAAACUGCAGUUCAAAGAAAUUAUGUGAACUAUACGGAGAAGAUGUAUUAACAGAACGCCAGUGCCAAAACUGGUUUACAAAAUUUCGUUCCGACAAUUUCGAUCUUGAGGAUGCAUCACGUUCUGGAAGGUCAGUUGUAACUGAUAAGAACAAGAUAAAGGCAUUGGUUGAAGCAAACCGCCAAAUAAUAACAGAAAUUGCAACGAUAUUAAAUUUGUCGAAUUCGACCAUUCAUGACCAUAUGAAACGACUUGGUUUCGUUUCAAAGCUCGAUGUUUGUGUUCCACAUGUCCUCAAGGAAAAAUUUGCUUCAUCAUAUUGACAUCUGCGAUUUGUUGCUUAAAUGUGAAGAAAGCGAUCCAUUUCUGAAGUGAAUCAUAACUGGCGAUGAAAAAUGGAUUGUUUAUAACAAUGUUAAACGCAAGUGAUCAGAACGAGUAAGCCAGCUCAGAGCACGAAAGCCAAUAUUCACCAAAAAAAUGAUGCUCUCUGUUUGGUGGGAUUUCAAGGGUAUUGUUUUUUUUGAAUUUCUCAGAUAAUUCCACAAAUAAUUCGAAAGUGUACUGCCGCCAAUUGGACAAAUUGAGUGAUUCCAUCAGGCAGAAGAGAUCCGAAUUAAUCAACAAAA